Molecule: messenger RNA, 436 nt
Organism: Desarmillaria tabescens
Lineage: Eukaryota; Fungi; Basidiomycota; Agaricomycetes; Agaricales; Physalacriaceae
Exons: 2
Coding region: 81-347 (88 amino acids)
Source: RefSeq, a predicted model, not a curated record
AUCAUCCUGGAGGAUCUCCGGCUCCUCGCCUAGCGUAUCACUUAUGAGGCCUUGCAGUCGAAUUCGUCCAUUGACACUCCAUGCUUUCUCCCGAAACAUCCCAAGGGACAAGAAGGGGGUUUUUUGUAUUAUCGAUUUUGAGCGUGCAUCCUACGAUCACUCUUGCUCUACGGCCCUGUUUGGAACUCGACAGUCUGGCGCGCAAGUUUGAGUCUCUUGCAGAAGGGUGGCGGAGAGUGAUGUUUCCGUUGUACCUUGUAUACUUAGUACAGAACGUGUCUGACGAAAAAUCGUAUACACUAUCUUGCGAAUCUUUUUCAACCGAUUCGAAGCGGUUUACAUGCUGAUAUCAGCGAAACGUAUGUUGUUCUGUCGCCACCAUGGUAUGAAGUUAAAGCUGAAUGUGAGUCUCGAUUGAAGAGCGGAUCCAAAUGCG